This is a messenger RNA of Mangifera indica (mango), 576 nucleotides long. RefSeq lists its product as uncharacterized. Bases 1 to 576 code for a protein of 191 amino acids. The transcript has a single exon. Lineage: Eukaryota; Viridiplantae; Streptophyta; Magnoliopsida; Sapindales; Anacardiaceae. The record is from RefSeq and is a predicted model, not a curated record.
AUGCAUGUGACAAAGAGAUUGAAGCCCAUUUUGGUAAUUUCACUUGCUAAGCAGGCCCACUAUAUAACUCUCACCACCCCUACUCGGAGACUCGCAGAGGUCAACAAUUUCAUCGAAGUUCAGAAUCGGCUGAAGAAAAUGGCGACUCAACAGUUGAUCGCUGAGAACAAAGAAGGCGCCGAGAUCCACCAUGGCGCCGAUAUUUGCAAGCAAAAGUGUCAUGAGCUUCUCGUGGAACUCAACCUUCCCAAAGGUCUUCUCCCACUUAACGACAUAGCCGAGAUGGGCUAUAACAGCAGCACGGGUUUCUUGUGGCUCAAGCAAAGCAAACGUUACGAACACAAGUUCCAAGGCAUCGGACGCACCGUUGCCUACGAGACUGAGUUGACCGCGUUCGCCGAGAACAGGCGGAUGCGCAAAGUCAGCGGAGUGAAAAGCCAACAGCUACUGAUGUGGGUGAAGAUUGCUGAAAUGUCUAUCGAAGAGCCUGGGAAAGUGAAGUUCACUAGUGUAGCUGGUCUUUCCAUGUCGUUCCCGGUCUCUGCGUUCGAGCUGGAAGAGAAGGACCACAAGUAA